Molecule: messenger RNA, 1594 nt
Organism: Pecten maximus
Lineage: Eukaryota; Metazoa; Mollusca; Bivalvia; Pectinida; Pectinidae
Exons: 6
Coding region: 446-916 (156 amino acids)
Source: RefSeq, a predicted model, not a curated record
UUUUGCAUAACACAGAAUGCUAACCGGAAAAGACGCAUUUUCAUUGUUGAUGUCGACAGGGAUGUUGGUCUAGCAGUCCCGGUCAUUCUUGUUUCCACUGUCCACAAAAUGGACAUACAACAGGUGCUUAGUUAGACAAUUUAAAACCGCUGUCUUUAAAAGUCUAUAGGACACAUUUAUCGGUGAUUCUGACGGCGUUGAUCUCAUUCAGUAUGUAUGUACACGUCUGUAGCUAACCUGAUCAACCAAGCGGUUCACGAAUUCGGAGAUUUAUCACAGAGGAAAGUGAUGGUCAAGAGAUUCUGGACUUUGUAGUUGGUCACUGUCACAAGGAUGAACAUGCUGUUGUCCAAGUCACGGCGAAUCAUGCAGUUGUGAUCGACCGUCCACACUUCCUUCUGUGCCUUUAGCUCGUCCUGUCAUCAAACCUUCUACCCCAUUCAAAAUGGCAGCCACGGAUCACGAUGGAAUCGAUGGUGUUUCUACAGUAUCAAACACUCAGUCCUGUAUCAUCAGGCGAGCAGUCCUACCGAUACCAACACACCAGGAGAAAUCGGAUUCCACAUACGAAACAAAAGGAACAAAGGAAUGGACAAAACAUGAGACAAAACAAUUUCUUUGUGAGCACCACACCAUGAACCACACUGCCCGAAGUGUUAGGAUGUAUCCCCGAGUUGUCUCCCUUGACAGACGAUUUAUCACCGAGAUCUUGUCAAUGUAUUGGGCUGUUUAUCACGGCGACAUCGAAACAUCCCUUUUUUGGACUAGUUGCAGUUCAUGUACCGAAAGGGAAGUGCCAUUAUUUGGAUUGUGGAUUCACAAAAUCCGAACCCAUGGGUUGUCGGUCAGAGUUAGAGCUUAUAUCGGAAUAUACAAAUGGAGUGAAAACAGGAGGAUAAAAACCUUCACUUAUUGAGAGGUCAAGAAUGAUGUUGGAUUACAUCGGGCGGUCACGAAUGAUGUUGGAUUACAUUCGAGCGGUCAAGAAUGAUGUUGGAUCACAUUCGAGCGACCAUGAACAAUGUUGGAUUACAUCGGGCGGUCACGAAUACUGUUGGAUUACAUUCGAGCAGUCAAGAAUGAUGUUGGAUUACAUUCGAGCGGUCAAGAAUGAUGUUGGAUUAAAACGAGCGACCACGAAUGAUGUUGUAUUACAUCGAGCGGUCACGAAUGGUGUUGGGUUACAAACUUCCAAACGGCAGUUGUUACAGAAGCUGUGAUGGUUUUAAAACAUAAAUAAAAACUGUACGUACUUUGGAGAUUGAAAUAUAAUCAAGUUAUUUACAGUUUUGUGUUAAUUGUCGGAUAGUCGGCUUCUAAAGUGCCCAAAGAUAAGUAACCUUUCUGAGGUUAGUGCUAAUUUCAGGAUAAUCACUCAGUUUGUGUAAAACGCCUGCUCUUACCUUCUUAAAACGGAAGUGACGUCAUUAAUAUACAUGCCUCGGUAAACAAAGUGUUCCCAUGAACGACGCGAAUCGUCAGAUCAACUUUUUUAUUGACUUGGGUUCCAUUUGGAGAUAUAAUUUUUUUUGCAUAUUAUGAGUAUGGUUAUUUUUACGACUAUUGUCAAAAUUAAAGGUUAAUACAAAGUUUA